Messenger RNA from Haemonchus placei, 720 nucleotides. The record is from the annotation of a GenBank genome assembly. NCBI's taxonomy places the organism in Eukaryota, Metazoa, Nematoda, Chromadorea, Rhabditida, Trichostrongylidae.
AUGCACUUCUGUGAUCGAGUACUCGCUUAUGAGGAAAUCGAUAAAUUCGGAGUUGGAAGGACGAUACACACGAUGUGCUCCAAAUGGGCAUUCCCUGAAUGUGCUAAAGUGCUGCAAGCAGUCCUCAAAAGAAAUAACAACCAACUGCAAAAUGCGUUGAAACGAAUGUCGUCCAGUGAAGCUGGAUCAAUGCCUGCUGUGGAAAUGGAGCUACGGGAAAAUCUCCGCCCUUUGUUACUAUCUGGUCAGUGUGCUCAAUAUGAUGGAGCAGAUAUCGAAUACAUGUUUUGGUUGUCGGCUGUAAUGCAUACAGUAAAGGAACCGAUAGCUCAAAGUAAGCUCCUUAUGAUAUUGUUUGGACCGGGCAAAUGCGAUGGGACUGAAGUAACAAUCGAUUGGAGCCUUUUUUGUGAACAUGUUAUUGCUCCCUUCAAAUUGACGGAAACCUUAAUCAAACCCCUCGCUGAUGAACUACUUCUUCUAUUGGAGACCAAGAAGUUGGACAAUGAAAAGUAUUCAUGGAGUCAGCACGAUGUAUUUAAUAUUGUUGAGGAAUUGACCACAACUCCUGAACCAUGGUCCUUUGACAACUUUGUAGCUUUGCUUCUUCAUCAACCUUCACUUAUUCCGGUUUCACUCAUCGCUCGGAUGAAUCAUAACUAUGCAGAUGAAGCUUGCCUCAUGUUCCUCACCUUCAUGACAAUGCUGCCGUGGAGCUGA